Molecule: messenger RNA, 501 nt
Organism: Akanthomyces muscarius
Lineage: Eukaryota; Fungi; Ascomycota; Sordariomycetes; Hypocreales; Cordycipitaceae
Exons: 2
Coding region: 1-501 (166 amino acids)
Source: RefSeq, a predicted model, not a curated record
AUGCUCAGCCAGUCGACCACAUCAACCACACAGACCUCACCGAAUCAAGAACAAGGCAAACACCCUGCUCAUCACAUCCACCCCGGUACAAAUCCCGCAGAGUCCGACAGCUCACCUGCUCCUCACGACGCAUCUCAUCGCAGUGUCUCGCAGCUAGCGUCGCAUUGCCCCGCCUAUUCUCGAUUCCCCGCAACCGGCCAGCCGUCCGUCCAGCCUGUCCAGUCGCAGGUACAAGGUACCGCCAUACAAAUCUGGUGCAGCGCCAGGUACUCGCACCGUCCCGAUCUGCAUUUCCCGCACCGUCCAUCGCCCCCGCGCCGCCCCCCAGCGCACAGUCUGUACUCCAAUGUUCCCCGCCUGUUUGAGGAACUGCCGCAUACCGGUAAAUGUACGGCGCAUCCAACGUUUACGGUUGACCUCGGCGGUACUUGCUCCCGGCCUGCCUCGUUUCCUGGUCCCAGCAGCUCCAAGGUUUCCUUGCUGUUUUCGUCGCCUCAUUAA